Patella vulgata (common limpet) is the source of this 5878-nucleotide messenger RNA. Its product is annotated as DNA helicase B. NCBI's taxonomy places the organism in Eukaryota, Metazoa, Mollusca, Gastropoda, Patellidae. The coding region runs from base 69 to 4262 and encodes 1397 amino acids. The transcript is spliced from 14 exons. The record is from RefSeq and is a predicted model, not a curated record.
UUGUCGUUUGUAAACGUUGUUGUAAACAUUAUCGAGAUCUGAACAGUUUUGUGUGAAGCAGAUUUGAAAUGUAUCGAAGGGGCGCAGGGGCGGCAAGACAGACAACACAAGAAAUAACUGGCUAUGUUGUCGUUCAAGCGGACCAAAAUAAUGAGAGUGAUGAUGAUAGUGAUGUAGACGAGGAUGAUGACUGGCUUGAUGAUGAUCAAAUGUCGGCCAUGUCAAUGGGUGGAACUUUGGUCAAAAGAAAUUCAGCUAAAAAUCAAAGAGUUACAAUCAAACAAAUCUUAGAAGGAGGAAAAUCGUAUGUUUGUAAAGGUCAGUUCCCAUUGGUUGAUCCAUGGUGGAAGGUCACAUGUCAUAUUUACCAAGGUAAUCGGCAACAUGUCUUCUUCGUUGACCAUACACGACCAAUCAAAUACGAGAUAAGGAAAGAUGAAGAUGUCAUCAGACAUAAACUCAUGAAUAUGUUUAUCAGUAAAGUUACGAAGCCGCACGAUGAUUCAGAUAUGCAAGAGAAAAGAGGAACAGCUUUUGAACAAUUUGUUCGUGAUAAUGGAUAUGAUAAUAGUCUUUAUUUUGAGAAUUUUGAAAACUAUUAUCAACAAUUUGAUGAUGAAUCGACCAGAUAUCAGGUUAACAGUAUCUGGCCUCUCAUUCGCAAGUCAGAGCAAGUUCGACUCCUGCAAGCUGUUGUUGAUUUUCCAGAACUGUUUCAAUUUCUUGGUCAACUCCGUCCAAAACAAUUUCUGUCCAUCUUUGAAAAUGUUGGUGCACAUAUUCUUCGUCAACUGGACUCUUGUCGUCAAGAAUAUCCAUGGGAAUUUGGAUUCUCUUCGAUCAUGUACAAACAAUACGGUUUAAUUGGUAUGGAGGCUUCGUUAAACGAUUUCGUUAGAUGUCGUCUUCUCACGUCAUUUCCUACCGUUUACCAGGAUGCUUUAAAUAUUUAUGACUUCCUGAAAAAAGAUGCCAGAGAAAACGGCCAUACUUACAUAGAAAAAUUCCGAAUGAAAAUGGGAAAAUUUUUUAAUGAUUACCGAGUCGUGAAAUGGGAAGAAGCGUUGAAAUAUUUGGAACAGCACGCAAUCAUAAAAAGUGAGGGAAAGGAUCGUCAGACGAAGAUCUAUUUAAAGAGAAAUUGGCAGGCGGAGAAAGAUGUAGCCAAACAUUUGAGUGACAUGAUUAACAAUGAAGACAAUAGAAUGGGUCACUGGGAUGUUGAUUUUACAAGUGAAGAUUUUGAUAAUCUCUAUGGUGAUUCUGAUCAAUGGAGGGCUGUUCAUCUUAUUACCCAGAAUCCUGUAGCAGUGCUUUCUGGGAAGGGUGGAUGUGGCAAGACGACUGUAGUUACACAGUUAUUAAAACAUAUCUGUACUAAGAGCCACAAAAUUGAAACAGAAAACAAAGAUGAUACCUUGGAUAAAACAGGGGCAGAUAACUCUAACCAAACUUUAGACGAAUCAAGCAUUUUACAAGAGAAUGAGACAAGUUUUGACCAACCGAUACAAUAUUAUAAAUCGCCAUGGAAAUCACAGAAAGAAAUGAUGAAUUCUACGUUACGUAAUGGUGACCAUGACGACAGUGAUGAAAACGAAGAUGAUAGUGAUGACGAAGAUGUUCAUUAUUUAUCUAAAACACCUGUCGGUGAAACCAUAUUACUUACAGCACCAACAGGUAAAGCUGCGAAUCUGUUGGGACGUAAAGCGUGUAUGGAGUCGUUUACGUUACAUCAUGUUAUAAUGAGCUACAAGGGUUUCUGUAAACGAAAGGCCGACUACUUUAAAGAAAAGGGGCUGGCUGGUAACCAGGACAACAACAAUGAUGAUGAUGGAAGUGAUGAUGAUGAAAAAUCACAAAGAAAUGCUACGAAUUUCGUAAAUGAAAAAUCUGGCGGUACAAAUCAAAAUGGAAAAUCCAAAAAAUAUGCUAAAGAUUUCGGAGAUGAAAAUUCUGACGGCCUAAAUGAACAUGAAGAGGGUCUAAAAAAUGGCGUUAGAGACGUAGAUUCAGAAAUGGACGCGACUCAGAAUUCUGAAAAUGUCCUUGGUAACGAAGCAAGGUAUCCAAACAAUGAUCCAGAAAUGCCAAGAUGGAAGUUUGAGAAUAAAUCUGUUUUAGUUGUUGAUGAAUGUAGUCUAGUUUCUGUUCGAACGAUCGCAACGGUGCUGAAUAAUCUCAAGAGACUCGCGGGAUUACGCAAAAUUAUUUUGUUAGGUGACGUACGACAGUUGCCCUCCGUGGAACCAGGAAACUUUCUAUGUGAUAUUUUCCAUGUGUUAUCUCCCCUUGGAUGUUGUAUGGAAUUAAGAACCAAUCAUCGGUCAGAAUCAGAACUUAUUGUCAAAAAUGCAACAAAGAUUUCGCAAAUGAAGCUACCAGAUUACGACAACAGAAAAUUUUGUCUAUUGGAGAUUGGAUUUGAAGAAGGAGAUAAUGAAAUAGAUGCCCAAAUCCGCCAUCUAUUAAAAACAUCGAAUCUGGAUCAGGAGACAUCACAGUUUGUUUGUUUUCAAAGGCGACGCUGUGAAAGCAUCAAUGAAUUAUGUUGUAAAUUUUACAAUGACCACAUAACAAAAGACGAUCGAAAGAGAUAUUUGUUUCGACAGGGUGAUAAAGUUUGUAUGAGUAAAAAUGCUGAGAUUAUCAACUACAGAUCUCGAUUACCAUCUAAGAAGAAGCCAAAACAAUGUGAUUCUGCCCGGCCAAACGGUUCACAGACAAUCAGCCAAUCGACUAGAAGUCGUGGGAAUGUUAGAAAUGGUUUUAGUAGUCAAGAAGCUGCUGAUUUCAUUAUGGAAGACACUGAUAAAGAAUUAUUGCCAGUUUCUCAACAUAGUUUAUCAACUCAGACGCAGAAAAAGAAGAAAGAAAAAAAAAAUAAAAAUGUUCGACUAUGUAAUGGUGAAGUGUUCUUUAUUAUUCAUGAUGUUUCGGAAACGUCAGCCGAUGGUAAAACAAUAAGGUACAUAACUCUAACAGAUAAAGAAGAACCGAAAGAGAAAAUGGUGUGUGUAAAUUAUCGUGAUUUGAUAAAGAAAUGUAAAAUGAGACAUGGCUGGGCUCGUACUAUUCAUACAUACCAGGGUUCUGAAUCGACGGCGGUUGUUUACGUUGUCUACCGAUCAUUCUACGAAAACUGGCAACAUGUCUACACGGCCGUUACUAGAGGGCGCUGUUCUGUUUAUAUGGUGGGCAAAAAGUGUAAUAUUGAUCGUGCAAUAACGACUAGUCAUAGACCACGACGAACUUCACUUAAAGAAAAAUUACUGGACAACGUACAGAAGUUUCCUGAAAUUCUCCAGACACUACAAGAAGAUCUGGAUACUUUUAUCAACAACUCAACAGAAGAAAGAAACCAGAAGCAGGUUAAUAAUAACGGUGUGGCCGAGACCUGGGGCGAGGGAGACGAUGAUUGGGAUGAUGAAUAUAUGGACGCUCUCUGUGAAUUACUUCCCUCAGAUUCUGACUCAGAAAAAGAGGAGGAUAAUUCAAAUUGUGCUAAGGGAAGCUACUCUGUGUCUAGCUGUAUUAAGGGCAAUAACUCUGUCACAGCUGGAUUUGUGGGGAAUAGUUCUGCUGCAGGUUCUACUAAGGCAGACAACUAUAGUUCUAGUUCUCAUAAGGGAGACUACUCUAUGGGGAGUGAUGAAAAGGGAAACAACUCUAAUGAAGAUUAUGUCAAGGGAAACAACUCUGGGAGUAAUUCUGUAAAUAAAUUUUUAUCUAGUGAUGGUGCUAAUACAUCACAUGUGAAAUUAAAAAUUUGUGAAACAAUGGAUACCUCAAACGAAUUCUCCAAAGACGUAGAGAACACUAUUUUAAGGGGAGAUAAUUAUAUUUCUAAGGGAGAUAAUUGUGUUUCCAAGGAAGAUAAUUCAGAUUCUUUUUUUGAUAGUGAUGAUUCUUACAUUAAGACAUUGGAUGAAUCAGGAUUAAUUUUACAAUCACAACUUGCGGCGUCCAAUCAGUUUGCUAAAUACAGAACCGAUGAACCUGAUGACGAAGACGAAAAACUUUUUGAUAGUGACAAAUCUUAUAUUAGAGGUUUCGAUGACUCUAACUUCACUCAAAUCACAAAUCGCGAUACCUCAGUUAAUGUUAGUUUUAACAGCGAUGAGGAUGGUAGUCAUGGUAAUAUUUUUAAAAGACAAUUAUCUGCAGCUACUGACUAUCUUUCACCCACGAAAUCACAGCGCAUUCAACAGUCUUCAGAAAUAGUUUCUCCAGUACGAAGAAAUUUACAGAAUACCAUGUUAUGAUGACAUUUGAGUUUUUCAGUAAUAUGAAAAUAAGAAUAUGUGUCUUUUUGGUCACUUAGCAAAAACCAUUAGGAGAGUCACCAACCGUUAAAAAUAUCGUUGUCAUGUCAUUUUAAAUCGAUAAAGUGUUUAAUAUUUAUUUACGAACGAUUCUAACUUAAUUCCUGAUUAAGGUUCUGAAAGGUAAUGCUUAUUUUGGCUGUUGUAAAUAUGAAAAUCUGUCAACAGAAAUCACAAUAGUAGGGGUUUCAGGUCACGUGACUUUAGCGUGAAAUCACAAUAGUAGGGGUUUCAGGUCACGUGACUUUAGCGUGAAAUCACAAUAGUAGGGGUUUCAGGUCACGUGACUUUAGCGUGAAAUCACAAUAGUAGGGGUUUCAGGUCACGUGACUUUAGCGUGAAAUCACAAUAGUAGGGGUUUCAGGUCACGUGACUUUAGCGUGAAAUCACAAUAGACCGAUUUAUAAGAACUGGUUCCAAGGUCACAAAGCAUUCUAAGACUUAAGUUAAGAAUUGACUCAACUUUCAAUCAUUGUUUAUGAGAAAUAUCUUUAAUCCAGAAACACAAAACUUUCUACAUAGUUUCUUAUUGAUGUAUUUGAUUCAUAAAAACAACAAAAGUUUUAUAAAUGGCUAUAAUUUAGUUAAAAUACGGUGAAUAAUUUUGAGCAAAUUCUUAACUUUAGUCUAAGAACGCUUUGUGAACUCGGGCCUGGUAAAAGAGAGAAUACCUCUGGGUUUCCAGCUUCAUUGCAUCCUUGUCAUUGUUUUAAAAUGUAGGACUUGAGAAGCAACAGUCUAGUCAUUCAGAUGGGAUGAAAAACCGAGGUCCCAUGUACACAUUUGAACCCUUGACUGGGAAUUGAAUCAGAGUAGGGUUUGGGUAACAUUUGACUCAUAACAAAGAAAGUGUAGGGUUAGGGUGAUUGAUUUUUAUUGAAGGGAUUAUGAAUCUCUUGUAAACUACAAUAUUGUGAUAAACUAUAACACAUACUUAUCGAAGAACAAUUACUGAUUUAUUUAGGCGACGUUUCGAAGAGUAUUCUCUCAACAUUUUCAAGCAAGUGAGAGAAUAAUCUCCAAAACAUCGCCUAAAUAAACCAGUAAUUGUUCUUCGAUAAGUAUGGGGGGGGGUUGGAUGGCUGAAUGGUUAGCGCGCACGCACUGAAUCAUAAAGUCUGUCAUUGUCGACUGGCGUGGUUUCGAUUCCCCGGUUGUACGUGACAAGGAGAAGGGUCGCCUGUCCAACCUCGUGGGUUUUAUCCGGGUCCUCCAGUUUCCUCCCACUACUAUAGACCCCUACGCGCAAGCAAAUUAUUGAAAUAAAAUUGAAACCAUAUGUUAGUCCCAAAAUGACCUAGUUUGUGUCGAGUGGACAUUAAACCCCAUUUUUCUCUCUCUCUCCUCUAAAAGAUCAUACAAUAUUGUAAUAGUUUAACCUCUAAAAGAAAUGUCGAUCCAAAAUUCAGUAUUUUUACGAAGAUAUGAUGAAUUGAAAAUCUCCCAACAUUCACUGCAGAUUAUAUAAACAAGCCGAAGCAGACAAUAUUUUUUUUUGAUUUUCCUGCCUACAUUUCUUAUAUUGCCCAUUUUUUAUUGUUUUAUAAAUUUAAUUU